Molecule: messenger RNA, 633 nt
Organism: Mytilinidion resinicola
Lineage: Eukaryota; Fungi; Ascomycota; Dothideomycetes; Mytilinidiales; Mytilinidiaceae
Exons: 2
Coding region: 1-633 (210 amino acids)
Source: RefSeq, a predicted model, not a curated record
AUGAAGCCAACUCUUGUACAAGCACUUACUCUUUGCGCCAUCCCGACUGUCUUCGCUGCCGCGGUCCCCCUUAGCUCCACCACCCACCAAAAGCCUGUAGCCCAGAUUAAAGUUAUUACCGAACCAGAGGGCGCGCUUAAGAUUCCCGGCCACAAUAAUGCUACUUACGGCCCAGUACCCAAGGCCUGGCAACUUUUUAAGAUUGAAUUUCUUGAGAUUGCUCCAUCGCCCAUCCCCGUCAAUCGGAUCUUCUUCACGCUCCUCCGGGGCGAGAUCUCUCUGUCUAAGACCAAAGACCCUGCGCAUCUUGACAAGCUCCUUACCAGCGCAACCCUCACCAUAACCAGCUCCGCCAUCCUGUUAAAUGGUGAUCAUGAGGACACGAAGAGCUACACUGUACCCCUCCGCACUACAGCAUUUGGUCCGGCUCACCUUUCGAUCCGCAAUGCCACUGCGUAUGUGGAGCAUUUGAGCAGCAGCGGCAGUAACGAUAUCCUAGUCGACUACUGGAUUCCAGGUAUAUUCCUGCGAACAGGAACGUGGACCUUUGAGGUUGUUGCUGAGCUUGAAGAUGGAACUUGCUUGUUUGCGAUGUCACUGACGCAAUGGUUAGAGGGCAGGGCGAAACGGUAA